Molecule: messenger RNA, 3843 nt
Organism: Mercenaria mercenaria
Lineage: Eukaryota; Metazoa; Mollusca; Bivalvia; Venerida; Veneridae
Product: multiple epidermal growth factor-like domains protein 10
Exons: 6
Coding region: 1586-3775 (729 amino acids)
Molecular function (GO): scavenger receptor activity
Source: RefSeq, a predicted model, not a curated record
GCGAAGAUUUAGGAUACAGACAGGGAAGUAUUGAUUCUGUUUUGAUAAUAAUGAAUGCAAAAUGAAUAAUUACGAAUUAUGCGGAUGUGGUAAAAUGUGUAUAUGUAACAUUUUUGAGUAUUUUUCUUUUUUUUCUUUCAGAUUUAUCAUCAAUCACAAUAUUUAAGCAAAUUAGAAAUGAUCAAGCUAUACUGAAAUGUCAACUAUAACAUUUUUUUUCUCGUCAGGAAAGAGCAAUCAAUGUGGAUGCUAUAUGUUUUGUAAAUUACGUUAUUUGUUCGAAGUAUUACAUUGUUUUAUUUCGGCCAUAUCAUAUGUUUUUAGCUAACCUUAGCAAUGCUACCGCCUCGAUAUCCUAGUGGAAGAGCGCCCGCUUCGAGUGCGGGAGGUCAUGGGUUCGAUCCCUGGCCGCGUCAUUCCAAAGACGUGAAAAAUGGUACCAGUAGCUCCCUUGCUUGGCGCUCAGCAUUAAAAGGGAAACUGGGCUCUUCUCUCAUACCCUCGCGGCGAUGGAUUCCAUCAGGAAUAAGGUGUCGGGAGUGAUUUAUAUAAGUUGUAGAACUUUCUUCACAAUCGACCUAAAAUAAAUUAUGUAUAAAAUAAUGUUCAGGUGAGUUUUUGUGAUCGCUCGAUGCCCGGCGUCCUUCGUUUGUUUGUCGUCUGUCUGACAACAUUUAGCUUGUGUAUGCGGUAGAGGCUGUUUUUUUUCAACCGAUUUUCAUGAAAUUUAGUCAGAAUGAUUACCUUGAUGAAAUCUAGGCCGAGUUCGAAAUUGGAUCAUCUGGAGUCAAAAACUAGGUCACUAGAUCAAAUCAAAGAAAAACCUUGUGUAUGCGAUAGAGGUUGUAUUUUUCAAUUAAUCUUCAUUAAAUUUGGUCAGAAGGAUUACCAUGAUGAAAUCUACAGAGAACAGGAGAAAUACAAGGCUAACUCUAUUUUCAUUCAACGUUUCGACUAUUUAUUAAGUCUUCAUCAGGAAGUCAACAAAUAUGAUAUGAAAUAAAAAAAAAACGUCAUGAAUAUAAGACGUCAUAAAAGAUGACGUUACGUUACAAACAUUUUGGCGUAAAAAUUACAAUGUACAAUAGGCUACAUAAUGUAUACACAAAUAUAUAUCUAAAGUACUGUUCAAAGUAUAUUGAUGAAAUCUAGGCCGAGUUCGAAAAUGGGGUCAAAAACUAAGUCACUAGCCUAAGGUCAAAUCAAAUAAUACUUGUUUAUAAUUAAGAUUUUUGCUCCAAUUUUAAUAAUAAUUGGUCAGAAUAUUUUUUCCAUGAAAUCACUAGGUCAAACAUGUUUAAACCGGUGUGUUAUGGUGUGUUUCUCAGGUGAGCGACCUAGGGCCAUCUUGGCCCUCUUGUUUUUUGUUAAUUUUCUCACAAAAUUUAAAAGUAUUUCUGAUAGUAAACAUUUAUAUUUUAUGAACUAUUUUUUUCAAUAAUCAGUUUGUCCAAAGUCUUUACUGUAUUCUUACAUAUAAUGAAUUACUUCAUACAUACGAAAUGAAGCUGAACCUUUCUUUUUGAUAUACAGUUGUGUGUAUUUCUUUUUACAGCAAAGACUUAGAAAAAUAUCACCGCUAAAGAUGUUCUCUUUUUUCCUUACCGCUUUCAUGCUGUUAACCAUAAACUGCGGAUCUGUCCUAUCAAUAUGUAAGACAGGAUGUAAAUGUAGCUGGACAGGUUAUUGUAACGGCUGCAAAGAUGGGUAUUAUUUGAAUAGUAUUUUACUGUGCGAAAAAUGUUCAGCAAAUUGCUUCACAUGUUCAUCAAAUCGAAAUUGCACGGAAUGUAAAGCAGGAUUCUACAUAAAAACUUAUGACAACGGUGAAAAAUGGUGUAGAAAAUGUCCGAAAAAGUGUACAAUUUGCAAAUCAGAAAAUGAAUGUCAUGAAUGUAACGACGGUUACCAUCAGUAUGGCCAAUUUUGCUUGCCAUGUCCUAGAGGGUUUUACUGGCUGAAAUCUGUUUGUUUACCUUGCCCCAAAAACUGUGCCUCAUGCGCGAUGCAUUAUGAAUGCACUGAAUGCAAACCUGGAUAUUUUGGACGUACGUGUUCACAAAGGUGUUCUCCUGGAUGCGUAUACAACAUUUGUGAAAAAGAAACCGGAAAAUGCAGUUGUCAAGACUACUUUGUAGGAGAAUCAUGUGGUUCAUGUAUUCCUAGAAGAUUUGGACCAGCUUGUAACCAAGACUGCCCUAAGAAUUGUUGGACUUGUGAUUCAUACGAAAACUGUACUAUGUGUGUUGCCGGAUAUUAUGGUAAGAGAUGCAAACAGAGUUGCUCUAGUGGAUGUUCGGAGAGUAACUGUAACCCGGUAAACGGUAUUUGCUAUAAAUGUAAGCCUUCAAAUUAUGGACAAAGAUGUGAAAUGACUUGUCCAAGUGGGUGUUUAGACGAAGUUUGCGACAGGGAAACAGGCGACUGUCGUAAAUGUAAAUCAUUUUUCAAAUUGCCAAAAUGUAUAAAUUGUAUGGAUGGGUAUUGGGGUAAAGACUGCCGAAACGAGUGUUCCGACAGCUGCCGUUCCUGUUUAUCAAUUACGGAGUGCACAAAAUGCAAAGAUGGAUAUCACGGCAAGAACUGUGGAAAGAAAUGCUCUUAUGGCUGCUUAUCUGAUUUAUGUGACCAAAACACAGGAAGAUGCUCUGAAAGCUGCAAAGCAAACUUUACCAGAACGUACUGCAGUCGGUGUAUAUCUGGAAUGUAUGGAUCUAAUUGCAGCGCAAAGUGUCCAGAGAACUGUUAUGACGAAAUAUGUGAUACAAGGGAUGGGACAUGCUUGUUAGGAUGCAUUCCUAAAUUUCAUGGAAAGUAUUGCAAUACUUCGUGUCCAGGUAACUGCAAGAAAUGUACCUCAGAAACUUCCUGCCAGUCCUGUGAAGAUCGUUUUUGGGGAGAGCGUUGUCAGACAAAAUGCCCUACUCGGUGUUCGGAUGGCACGUGCCGGUCGGAUGGAACUUGCUAUGCAUGUAUUCCUGGUUACUAUGGAGAUUAUUGCAAUAGACCAUGCCCGGAGAACUGUAUUACCUCCUUGUGCAAUAUGUCAGGUUAUUGCAACGAUUGUCAGCCAGGUUAUUUCGGUAUAUUUUGUUCUGAGCUUUGUCCUCCAAAUUGUUUAUCAGGUGACUGUUUACAGGACGGAAGUUGUCAUCAGGUAUGUGAUUGGCCAACAGGAAAAUGUAGCUUAGGAUGUGUGGUUGGAUUCUACGGAGAAAAUUGCAGUCAUUUAUGCAGUGAUAAUUGUCGCAACAGAACAUGCGAUAGACAGACGGGAUCCUGUGACAAUGGAUGUGUUGAAGGUUUUGAAGGGGUCAUGUGUUCACAGGAAAGAAAAUAUGGAAAUUCUGGCACCACCAGACCUGUUGGUACCGUGAUUCUGUCGCUUUGUGUAGCUGUGCUGGUUAUCUAUGCAUUUGUAACAACUAUUUUACUUGUCAGGAAACGACAAAAUGGAAAACAGCGACAGGAAAUGACUUUGCGUUCAAGGGAUGUAGUUGAAUAUAAGCACGAAACAGCAGCUUGUAGAAUUAUAGAAGACUCAGGUCAUGUGUAUGCAGAGCCAACUGAAGACCAGACUGAGGAAGGACCUUCAGUGAACACAGAACGCGAUGCAGUCCGACGAGAAGGCAUCAGAACAAACAGUUACAUGUAUAUUCAUCCGAUAUAUUCUGUUUCACAAACCCCAAAUGAAUAUGAAGAGAUUGAUAAUAAAACGUUGUCGUCCGGAUCAAGUUUUAGGAAAAUGAAAACUAUUUCGUAUAAACACUCCUGAUAAAAUUGUGUGAUAUUUCUAAAAAUGUUUAAUAGAACAAAUGUUCUAUUUUUACGUUUGAAACUCGA